Molecule: messenger RNA, 4093 nt
Organism: Photinus pyralis (common eastern firefly)
Lineage: Eukaryota; Metazoa; Arthropoda; Insecta; Coleoptera; Lampyridae
Exons: 2
Coding region: 61-1215 (384 amino acids)
Source: RefSeq, a predicted model, not a curated record
AAUUAGCACGCGUUGCGUUAAUUUCACUAUUAUCGUACGAUUUUUCUUGUUUUGUAUGGAAUGUCGGGAGAAAAUCGACCUACCGAUUCUUCUAGCUCUACUGACGCGGAUGCUCGUAAGAUUUUGCGAAUUAUGGAGCUUUUACAGAAAGAAAAGGAUCGGAGUUCACGUCGUAGUCGUCGACAUAAACAUGGCCGCCGAGAUAGCAGCCGCUCACGAAGCCGUACUAGGCCUCGUCAUAGAUCCCGCCAGCGAUCUCGUUCUCCUCGCUCACUUUCCGCCAAAGAUAGUGAUCCACCACCACCUGUUGAUUGCGAGUUAAUGGAAGAAGAUUAUGAACAGUUGCCUUUACGAAACGAAGAUUCAUGGGAACGUUCUCCAACUCCAAGUCAAGGUCCUUCCGACCCGGAAGUUCCCGUUGUGGACGAACCCCCCUUGCUACCGGAAAUUUUAUCCUUACUGGGGGAAACGAGUACGGAAUCCAAAUUGGGAGAUCCGGUACAUUCUGAUGUUGCUGUCCGCUGGGAAAAAAUCCUUCGGCAAGGGCUAGAAACAGAAGUGAAAAACAAACUAUUAUCAAAAUACGCUCCGAUUUCCAACUGUUCGGCAGCCUCACCUCCCAAAUUAAAUCCGGAGGUAAAAGGAGCAGUUACAGAAGCGGCGUUAAGACGGGAUGAACGUCUUGUUGAAAAACAGAAACAACUUUCUGCCUGCUUGUCAGCCAUGGGAAAAUUAUUAAUGAUUUUCCUUGGAAAAUCAGAACAAACUGAGGAGAGUCGGAAGGUGUUAGAAGUCGCUGGAGAUACUGCAAGAUUGAUAGCGGACUUACAAUUUGCAGAGUCUCAAUCACGGAGGAUUUUAGUGGGCUCGGGAUUAAAUACAAAAUUCAAAGCAACAAUCGACGAUUCGCCUACAGACGAAUGGUUGUUCGGAGGAGACUUAACAGAACGGAUAAGGACUGCGAAGUCGCUGGAACGGUCUUCUUCCGAUCUAAAGAAGACAAUUACAAAAAAGGCUCCAGGAAAUUUUUUAAACUCGCAGCGUCCGUCCACAGCAAAACGUCCUCAAAAAUUCCACCAGAAGUUGGACGGACGAGUCUUGCCACAUCAGAGGAGCAACCACCACCAGACAUUUCGUCACAAGUACCAGCGUCAGUCGGAGAAACCACACACAAGCUCUUGGACGCAAGCAUCUCGUCAGCAAAGACGACAAUAACCUCAAAUAUAUCUGAGGUGAGUAGGCAUGGUGGUAGAUUAUCACGAUUUUAUAUCCAGUGGAGGAAAGUUACCAACGACCCAGUUGUUCUUACGUGGAUCAAAGGUUAUCGCAUUCCAUUCACUAGGACAGUUAAACAAUUAUCACUUCCUCCACCCUCAAACUGGUCUGCAAAAGACCGAGACGAGGUUUUCCAGGUUAUUUCUGACAUGCUUGGAAAUGGGGUUAUUCAAAAAUGUAAGCCCAGUGCUGGGCAAUACAUAUCCCCAAUUUUUCUGGUUGAAAAACCUGGUGGUAAAAAACGAUUUAUUUUGAACCUUAAAAAACUAAAUACUUUCAUAGAUACCGAGCACUUUAAGAUGGAGGAUAGAAAUACGGCCAUUAAGUUACUUAAGCCAUCUUGUUUCAUGGGAUCAAUUGAUUUAAAAGAUGCCUAUUUUUUGGUUUCAAUUCACCCUUCUCAUAGAAAAUAUCUAAGAUUUCAAGUAGAAAACGAAUUGUAUGAGUUCACAUGCUUGCCGAAUGGGCUUUGUACCGCCCCACUUGUAUUCACAAAAAUUAUAAAACCAGUACUAGCAAAUCUGCGAUCAAAAGGGUUCAUGUCGGUUGCUUAUUUAGAUGAUUUCCUCUUAUUCGGUGACACUAAAGUCGAUUGCCAUAAAAAUAUUAUUGCAACAGUAACAUUACUACAAGAGCUAGGGUUUGUAGUUAAUCUACAAAAAAGUGAACUUGAUCCGAAACAAAGGUGUAAGUUUUUAGGAUUCUAUUUUAACUCUAUAAAUAUGUGCAUUGAAUUACCAGAGGACAAGGGCACAAAAAUCAGAACUUGCAUUGGUUCCUUACCACAUACUUGUAAAAUUAGAACAUUUGCACGUUUAUUGGGUCUUAUAACAUCAGCAUGUCCAGCAGUCCCUUAUGGAUGGUUAUAUACGAAAAAUUUAGAACGAGCCAAGUUCUUAGCUCUACGUCAGAAUAAUAAUAAUUAUGACGCGGCCAUGCAGAUUUCUGCAGAUGCGCUUAAAGACUUAUCAUGGUGGAAACACCAUGCUCAUCGAGCUAAACAAACUAUAAAACCCAAGCAAUAUUGUUUAGAAAUUUUCACAGAUGCAUCAAAAACAGGGUGGGGUGCAGUUUGCAACCACCAAAAAACACAUGGGUUUUGGAGUAUCACAGAACAGCUUUGGCAUAUCAAUCAACUUGAAUUAUUGGCUGCUUUUUUGGGACUAAAAUGUUUUGCCAAAAACUUACACCAUUGUUCUAUUCUAUUAAGAAUAGACAAUACUACUGCAAUUGCCUAUAUAAAUCGCAUGGGAGGGGUUCAAUUUAAAACUCUAAAUAGUUUGGCUCGCAAAAUUUGGCAAUGGUGUGAGCGCCGAGACAUAUUCAUAUUUGCAUCAUAUAUUGAGUCAAAGGAAAACGUUGAGGCUGAUACUGAAUCGCGUCGCUUAAAACCAGAAACUGAGUGGCAAUUGUCGAAAAAAGCGUUCACAACAAUAGUGCUUCACUUUGGAGAACCAGAUAUUGAUUUGUUCGCCAACAGAAUUACUACAAAGUGUAAGAAAUAUGUAUCGUGGAUACGAGACCCAGAUGCAAUAGCAGUAGAUGCAUUUACUUUGUCAUGGCAGGGAUUGCGAUUUUAUGCAUUUCCUCCUUUUAUUUUGGUUUUACGGGUAUUACAAAAAGUUAUAGCAGACAAGGCUGAGGGUAUAGUAGUGGUACCACAUUGGCCAACACAAGCCUGGUUUCCAUUGUUUACUUCAUUGUUAGUACAAGAACCAAUUGUUUUUACCCCAGAUCCUAACUUGUUAUUUUCUCAAAACAGACCUCGACACCCACUUUGGAAGCGUCUUUCCCUGGUGGCAGGACUAUUAUCGUACAGGCCUUCACUUGUCAAGGAUUGCCAAGUUCUUCAAUUGAAAUAAUGGUUGCAUCAAUUUCAAAAGCCACAAUGAAGCAAUAUACCUGUGGAUUAAAACGUUGGUGGUUAUACUGCCAAAAGUUAAACCUAGACCUGUACGAUGCAAAUGUUAAUACCAUAUUAAGUUUUCUAACAGAAGAAUUUAAUAAAGGAGCCUCAUACGCAACAUUAAAUACGCUGCGUUCAUCUUUGGCGUUUAUAAUACCAACAAAUCUUGCUCUAGAUACUAAGAUCAAACGUUUUUUCAGAGGAGUCCAAAUGCUAAGACCAAGCGCUCCAAAGUAUGAUUAUACUUGGGACCCAGGCGAAGUUCUAACGUUUUUGGAAAAUUGUGAUAGCGCAAAUAUAUCUUUCACUUUGUUAUCAAAGAAACUAGCAACUCUAUUAGCAUUAGCUACAGCUCAUCGGGUACAAACAUUAUCUUUAAUCGAUAUUCGAAAUAUACAUAAAAUACCCGAUGGGACAGCAAUACAAAUUAAAAUACCAGAUCGAAUAAAAACCUCACGUAAAAAUGGAAUGCAACCUCUUUUGUCUUUGCCCUUUUUAACAGACAGGCCUGAAAUAUGUGUGGCAACCACAUUGGAGAUCUAUCUCACAAGAACCAGUUCACGUAGACCAAAAAAUUGCCAUAAAUUAUUUAUCACCCUAAAACGGCCUCAUACUGAAGUCACUUCUCAGACAUUGAGCAGAUGGAUUAAGCAAACUUUAACCCAGAGUGGCAUUAAUACUGAAAUUUUCUCUGCUCAUUCCACUAGGCAUGCAAGCACUUCGGCAGCUUGCAGAAACGGUCUAAACCUGGAUGAGAUACGACGAACAGCAGGUUGGUCCAAGAAUUCCGAUACGUUUGCAAAAUAUUACAAUAGACCACUGCAUUCACAAAAUUCAUUGUUUCAUGCCUUAUUUUAGGAAAUAAGUGCAUUAUUUUCACUAAUGUUUGUAACAACAUACUGUUCUUUAACA